Molecule: messenger RNA, 2058 nt
Organism: Juglans regia (Persian walnut)
Lineage: Eukaryota; Viridiplantae; Streptophyta; Magnoliopsida; Fagales; Juglandaceae
Product: labd-13Z-ene-9,15,16-triol synthase, chloroplastic-like
Exons: 2
Coding region: 83-1687 (534 amino acids)
Molecular function (GO): iron ion binding; oxidoreductase activity, acting on paired donors, with incorporation or reduction of molecular oxygen; monooxygenase activity
Source: RefSeq, a predicted model, not a curated record
UCUUCUGCAUAGAGCAUUCAAAACAUUGAGACAUGGGCUUGCUCUUAGCUUCUUAACUUUCAAUUCAUUCACAAAGCCCAGCAUGUCGAAUACAGUUUCUGCUACGUCUUCGGAAUUGUGGGGUGCUAGCGAUGGGAAAGACAAACUUUCUAGAGCAACUCUCACUGCUUUACUGUCCACAGUUGCAGUGCUCUGGUUCCUAUGGAAAGCCAAGAAAUCAAGAAAUGCAAGGCCACCAUUGCCACCAGGUCCCCGAGGCUUGCCACUGGUGGGGUACCUGCCCUUCCUAAGGGCAAACCUUCAUAGGCAAUUUGAGGAACUGGCCGAAAUAUAUGGUCCUAUCUACAAGGUAUGGCUUGGAAAAAAAUUGUGUGUGGUGGUGAAUUCACCAUUGUUAGUGAAAGAAGUGGUUCGUGACCAAGACGCAAUAUUUGCAAAUCGUGACCCUCCCAUAGUUGUUCUGGCUUCCUCAUUUAGGGGAGCUGAUAUUGCCUAUUUACCGUAUGGUCCUGACUGGAAGAAGUUGCGCAAGAUAUUUAUUCAAGAGAUGUUGAGUAACACCAAUCUUGAUCGUUCUUAUGCUCUCCGCAGAGAAGAAGUUAGGAAAUCUAUAAAAAAUGUAUAUGAAAAGAUUGGCACCCCCAUAGAUUUUGGGGAACUGACGUUUCUGACGGUGAUUAGCGCCAUCAUGAGCAUGUUGUGGGGUGGGACGAAGGGAGGAGUGGAAGGUGUGCAUUUUGGGGCUGAGUUGAAGACUUUAUUGGCCGACCUGGUCGUGGUAUUUGGAGCACCAAAUGUUUCAGACUUCUUCCCAGUGCUUGCAAGGUUUGAUUUACAAGGGUAUGAAAAGCGAGCAAAGAGCAUUUUCGAAUGGAUUGAGCGCAUUUUUGAUUCUGUCAUUGAAAGAAGGAGAAAUUUGGUUGGGGCCAAAGAAGAAGGGUCAGGGUCACGAAUGAAUGAACAGAGGAAGGACUUUUUGCAGAUUCUCUUGGAGCUUACAGAGCGUGAUGAUGCUGCAACAUCACUUAGCAUCACCCAAGUCAAGGCCGUGCUUAUGGACGCAAUGUUGGCAGCAUCAGACACCACAAUAACAAUGGUGGAAUGGGUGAUGGCAGAGCUAAUGGAACAUCCAGAGGUAAUGGAAAAAGUAUUAGAAGAACUAACAGAAGUUGUUGGGUUGGACAACUUAGUCGAAGAGACUCAUUUGCCCAAGUUACGCUAUUUAGAUGCUGUCAUCAAAGAGACUUUCCGUUUGCACACACCUCUUCCUUUCAUAGUACCUCGUUGUCCAAGCCAAUCUAGCACUAUUGGUGGGUACUGCAUACCCAAAGAUACUCGGGUUAUGAUAAAUGUUUGGGCUAUACACAGGGACCCAAAGAUAUGGGACAGUCCAUUGGAAUUUCAACCUGAGAGGUUCCUAAAUAGCAAGUGGGAUUAUUCAGGCAACAACUUCCACUAUCUUCCGUUUGGAUCAGGGAGAAGAAUAUGUGCAGGGAUUCCACUGGCUGAGAGGAUGCUCGUAUACAUCAUGGCUUCGUUUUUACAUGCUUACGAGUGGAAAUUGCCACAGGAUACAGAGCAAGAUUUGUCAGACAUAUUCGGUCUUGUUGCUAAGAAACUGAACCCAACGAUUGCAAUUCCAACGCCAAGGUUAUCCAGAUUGGAGCUCUACACUAAAAACAUAUGAGAAGUAGUAGAGUUGCAUUUCUUUUGUCUUUACCAGUGGGUUAGUACUACAUGUAACAUCUGUGUACAUGAACGUAAGACCUUUUUCAUUUCUGCAUGAACAUAAAAGUUAGCCUUUCCAACCUGAUGAACAAAUCAUAGAAUCAUCUUCACACACACACACAUAUAUAUAUGUAUGUAUGUAUGUAUGUAUGUAUGUAUAUAUUUCCUUUAUAUGUGAGGGAGGCACAUGUACAACACCCAAUUGGACUUAGAAGAAAGGGCAGUACUGCUAUCUCUAACUCCAAGUUUGAAACUUGGACUGGCCCUUGUAGCAGUUUGAUGCUGUGUACUGUGGUUCUCAUAUAACAAAUAAAGUUAUUUUUUGGUGAA